Molecule: messenger RNA, 1050 nt
Organism: Humulus lupulus (European hop)
Lineage: Eukaryota; Viridiplantae; Streptophyta; Magnoliopsida; Rosales; Cannabaceae
Product: cytochrome c oxidase assembly protein COX15-like
Exons: 6
Coding region: 1-1050 (349 amino acids)
Biological process (GO): heme A biosynthetic process
Cellular component (GO): mitochondrial inner membrane
Molecular function (GO): oxidoreductase activity, acting on NAD(P)H, heme protein as acceptor
Source: RefSeq, a predicted model, not a curated record
AUGACUCCUGGUUUUACUAUUGACUUACCAGACCAGGAUUUGGAUGAGGACGAUGAUGUUGACGGGGGCGGGGAUGAUGAGGGUCCAUCUUUGAGAAAUGUUUCCACCGCGCAAUCUCUUAAUGCAAAAAGUAAUGAAGGACUGAAGCUACUUGUAAAUGGAGGACCUCAUGCUCAGAAAAUGGUUGGGAUAUGGCUCUUUGGCUCUGCUGCUUGGGUGUUUAGUAUGGUCGUACUUGGAGGUGUUACACGACUAACAAGAUCUGGUCUUUCGAUGACUGAUUGGAAGUUCAGUGGUGGGCUCCCUCCUCUAUCUGAUGAGGAAUGGUUACAGGAAUUCGAGAAGUACAAGCUGUCCCCUGAAUAUAAGCGGGUUAAUCGAGGAAUGAGCAUUGAUGAUUUCAAAUUUAUAUACUGGAUGGAAUAUGCUCAUCGUAUGUGGGGAAGAGCUCUUGGUAUCAUGUUUGCUUUGCCAUUUUCAUAUUUUCUUCGUAAGGGAUAUAUUACCAUACGACUUGGACUGAAACUCUCUACUCUUUUCGCCCUUGGUGCUGGGCAGGGUCUGAUUGGAUGGUGGAUGGUUAAAAGUGGUUUAGAGGAACCACCAUCUGAAUAUGCACAGCCUAGAGUAAGCCCGUAUCGGCUUGCAACUCAUCUCACUUCAGCAUUUGUUAUAUACAGCGGCCUUCUUUGGACAGGUCUCUCGGUGGUAAUGCCCGAACCACCUGCAGAAACAAUGUCCUGGGUUAAGGGUGCUGCAAAAGUAAAGAGAUUCGCUCUUCCUGUCAGCUUACUUGUCGGCAUUACUGCUGUCUCAGGAGCAUUUGUUGCAGGAAAUGAUGCUGGACAUGCCUACAAUACUUUUCCAAAGAUGGGUGACACAUGGAUACCUGAGGAUGUUCUAGAAAUGAAGCCACUUAUUCGCAACUUCUAUGAAAAUACUUCGUUGGUAGAGAGGUAUUCACGAGAUCUCAAAUUCAGAAAAAUAUAUUUUAAUCCAUUGAACUACGAGCUCAAUGGCUCAAACUCCGCACGACCAGUAGUUUCCUGA